Fusarium falciforme is the source of this 2301-nucleotide messenger RNA. RefSeq lists its product as hypothetical. Bases 1 to 2301 code for a protein of 766 amino acids. Gene Ontology annotation, biological process: regulation of DNA-templated transcription; DNA-templated transcription. Gene Ontology annotation, cellular component: nucleus. Gene Ontology annotation, molecular function: DNA binding; DNA-binding transcription factor activity, RNA polymerase II-specific; zinc ion binding. The record is from RefSeq and is a predicted model, not a curated record. The transcript has 2 exons. Lineage: Eukaryota; Fungi; Ascomycota; Sordariomycetes; Hypocreales; Nectriaceae.
AUGGAUCUCGCAGGCGACCACCCGAAUAACCUCAUCCCCAGCCUCGACUCUCCAGUUCCCGUCUCGGCUGCUGCUCCGGCUUCGUCGGCCGUCUCUCAGCCACCGAUAGCCGCCUCCCAGCCCGCCUCCCACGCCAAUUCUCCCGACCGCAAGCCCAAGAAGUCGUCUCUGACAUGCACCACAUGCCGCGCCCGCAAGGUCCGCUGCAACGGCGCGCGCGACAUCUGCUCCAACUGCGAACGCCUCGGCUUCCCCUGCUCCUAUGAUGACGGCGACGCAGGCGUCUUGUCCGGCAGCUUGCCGCGCCGACGUGUCCGACAGGCUUGCCUCAGCUGUCACAGCCGCAAGGCCCGAUGUUCCGGUCAUAUGCCAUCAUGCGACCGCUGUCGCUCCCAAGGCAUCGAGUGCGUCUACCGCCCAAGCAAGCGUGCGCGCAUCGCCAUGAGGAGUGAGGACCGAAGCCCACAGAGUCUGGAAGGCGAUCGAGACGAUGGCCACAAUGAUAGUGACCCAGGAUUGACCGACCCUGCCAGCACCGCAACACCCCAAGGCUAUUCCCACGAUGUUCCCUUCCCUGAUGAAUCCUUUGAUGCUUUGAUAGGUCGGACUUUUGACCAGUUCUUCCGUCACGUCCAUCAUAUUCCCAUGUACUCUUUCCUCCAUCGGGCAUCCCUCAUGGAACGAUACCACUCGGGCAAGGUGGAAAAGGCUCUUCUUCUAGCCUUGGUCGGGAUUACAUCGUACCUUACAGACAUGGGACCUGGCAUGCGGGAGUAUGGCGAGAAAUGCAUGGACGAUGCCGAAGCUCUCAUCUUUGCCGACUACACGCGGCCUUCCACUAUCAAAGUCCAGGCGCUUGUGCUUAUUAUCAAGCACCGCAUCCUCUCCAAGAAAUCGCCGAGUGCUUUCAUGCUUCUCAGUAUAGCAUCUCGAUACGCUGCCGCCCUCCGUCUAAACCACGAGUCGCCAACCCUCUGCUUCCUCGCUCAGGAGUCCCGCCGAAGACUCAUGUGGGCACUCUACUGCGUCGAUUCGGGCAUCUCGGGAGGAUACCGAGACUACUCGCUCUGGAGCGCUGACAAAAUCCACGUAGGAUUGCCCUGCAACGAGCGCAACUUUGAAUUUGACCUACCGCAGCCCACCGAGAGACUAGUCCACGACCCCGACAAACCCCGUAACCCCCAGGCCGAGGACAUUGGAAGUUUGGCACUUCACAUUCGGAUACAGCACAUGCGGCGUCGAAUCAUGGAAUUCUCUAGGCGAGUUAUGUUGACCCGCAACAUCAAGCCGGAUGAUCUCCAGGCUGGGAUUUGGGGUCUUCAAAAGGAUCUGGGUGAUUUCGCUGCACACCUGCCGACAUCUUUCCAGUUCUCCGAAAGCUCGCUGAGACUUCGCGCCUAUUCUCCCCGAAUAUGUGUGUUUAUCAUGAUCCACGUCUGGUGGCGCCAAUGCCACUGCGAUUUAUAUCGUCUGGCGCUUGGUGGUCUUCGAGAAGCCCUGCCCCGAGCUGUGCUUGCCACCCUUGAUGACGCCUUUAUCGAUCAUUGCCAACGACAGUGCGUUGAACAUGCCCUUGCCAUGGCUAACAUCUUUUCAUCCAUGCAAAAACUCAACGCAAAACCCGUGACGGACCUUGAUAUGGCUAUCUGCGCGUAUCAGUGUGCCCGCGUCUUGACCUACGCUUAUCAUACCAACGGCCCCAAGUUUGACAUCACUUUGGACGCUGUGAUGGAACGGGCCAAGGUUUGUCUGCAGACUAUCAAAGAGUGCUGUGUGGGAAAGACAGCGGAAGGAAUCAAGGUGGAUUUGGAAAAGCUGAUAUCCCAUGGAAUCGCCAUCCGUGUACCCUCGGCAACACCAGAUCCUCAUGGUCGACUGCCAAUGGACAGUGUGUAUCCUCGGCAGGCCCUGCGCCAACACAUGGUUCCCGAUGACCACAACAUGGGCGAUGCGUCUCAAUUUGCCCCGAUUACCCCGGUUUCCAUGUCCGCCAUGACCGAUUCGACGUUCCCACCAUCCCUUGUUGCCGACCCAUGGGUACCCGAGAGCCAGGUCUCGCCAGACCUACCCCAACCGACCGUCGAGGUUCAAGUUCCCGCCAAGACCAGCGUCACCGCCCCUGAAAUCGUUCCCCGACAAGAGUUUGGCAUUUCGGAACUCAACAACGCAUACGACGGUGGUACGGAUGGCCUAGGAGUUGAUAACGGUCUGGAGUAUGGUAUGGGGAUGGACCAGAACAUAUGGAUGCCCAGUAAUGACUGGCUCGGCAUUGAUUCUCUGAAUGGAGGUGUCGGUGCAUGA